CCCUAUACUGUCCUCCACUUACUUCUUCUUCAUCAGUCACUCACACACUCACUUCAGGCCAAAAAAGCAAAAAGAAAGAAAACUCACCCGAGACCUCAAUCUCUCUCUCUCUCUCUCUCUCUCUACCCUAAACGGGAAAAUGGAGCUCCGCCCGGCUAUCUCCGCCGGGACCAUGGUCAUUUCCAUGGUUUUUCUGCUUAUUUCCACAACCCACGCGCACAACAUCACGCGCAUCCUGGCCAAGCACCCAGAGUUCUCCACCUUCAACCACUACUUAACCCUCACCCACUUGGCCCCGGAGAUCAACCAGAAGACCACCAUAACCGUCUGCGCGGUCGACAAUGCUGCCAUGAACGACAUCCUCGCGAAGCACCCUUCCAUCAACACCAUCAAGAACAUGCUCUCCGUACACGUCCUCUUGGACUACUUCGGCGCCAAAAAAAUCCACCAGAUCAGGGACGGAUCUGCAUUAGCCGCCACUAUGUUCCAAGCCACCGGCUCGGCUCCUGGAUCGGCCGGCUUCGUCAACAUUACCGACUUAAAAGGCGGCAAGGUCGGUUUCGCAGCCAAGGACAACGACGGUACGUUCCCGUCGCAUUUCGUCAAGUCCGUCGAGGAGAUUCCGUACAAUAUCUCGGUGAUCCAGAUCAGCGGCAUUCUUCCGUCGGAAGCUGCCGAGGCUCCGACACCGGGUCCAUCUGCGCUCAACCUCACCGGAAUAUUGUCGGCUCACGGUUGCAAAGUUUUCGCCGAUACUCUGCUCGCGUCGUCGGACGCAGAAAAGACGUUUCAGGACAGUCUCGACGGCGGAUUGACGGUUUUCUGCCCCUUGGACGAUGCGAUGAAGGCGUUCUUGCCGAAAUACAAGAAUCUGACAGCCGCCGGGAAAGUCGCUCUGUUGGAAUAUCACGGCGUUCCGGUUUACCAGUCGAUGUCUAUGUUGAAGUCGAAUAAUGGGCUCAUGAACACUUUGGCUACUGACGGAGCUCGUAAGUUCGACUUCACAGUUCAAAACGACGGCGAAGAGGUCACUUUGAAGACCACGAUCGUCACGGCGAAAAUCACGGGGACUUUGUUCGAUGAGCAACCUGUGGGGAUCUACACUAUUAACAAGGUUUUGAUGCCCAAAGAGCUGUUUAAGGCUGAGGCUCCGACGCCGGCGCCGGCUCCGGCUCCUGAGGAGGCGGCGGAUUCGCCGAAGCCGUCGAAGAAGAAGUCGAAGAAAGCUCCGUCUCCGGAUACCGAGGAUUCGGAUUCCCCGGCUGAGUCGCCUGAUGAUGAUCCGGCUGAUCAGACGGCUGAUGAUGAUAAUGGAGCUGUUAGAUUUGACGGUGGGAGAUUUGGGCUUUUGGCUUUUGGUCUUAGUGUGUUGCUAGGAUUUUCACUGCUGUAAUUUUUUUUUUUUUUUAGUAGGAAAUAAUGAUGGAAAAAUUGGAGUGAAAAAAAAUAUUAAAUUUGUUUUAUGUGUGGUUUAUAUUUUGUAUUCUUGGUUUGGGUGGUUGAGAGAAUUUGUGAGGCUUUGAAUUUUGUUGUCGGUGGAAAUUUAUUUUUUUUUAGUAUUUGUUGUAGAUUUAUUUAUAUAUACACACCCUAUAAUUUUCUUGCA
Molecule: messenger RNA, 1606 nt
Organism: Ziziphus jujuba (common jujube)
Lineage: Eukaryota; Viridiplantae; Streptophyta; Magnoliopsida; Rosales; Rhamnaceae
Product: fasciclin-like arabinogalactan protein 1
Exons: 1
Coding region: 140-1393 (417 amino acids)
Biological process (GO): shoot system development; root development
Cellular component (GO): plasma membrane
Source: RefSeq, a predicted model, not a curated record